Suillus subalutaceus is the source of this 1188-nucleotide messenger RNA. RefSeq names its product histidine phosphatase superfamily. Gene Ontology annotation, cellular component: cytosol. Gene Ontology annotation, biological process: fructose 1,6-bisphosphate metabolic process; positive regulation of DNA repair; regulation of pentose-phosphate shunt. Bases 138 to 1016 code for a protein of 292 amino acids. The transcript has 7 exons. Gene Ontology annotation, molecular function: fructose-2,6-bisphosphate 2-phosphatase activity. NCBI's taxonomy places the organism in Eukaryota, Fungi, Basidiomycota, Agaricomycetes, Boletales, Suillaceae. The record is from RefSeq and is a predicted model, not a curated record.
GGAAUUCCGAAAAUGGAUUCUGUCUUGAUCCAAGAUGCGGCUCGACCAGCUGCUAGAACUGCGGAACUAUUCUGAAUUUCUGAUACCCUUUUGGUUCGAUAUUUGUUAGAGGACAUUAGAGACCUAGAGCCAAAUUCAUGUUGACCGUGACAUUCGUCAGACAUGGACAGUCGACCGAUAAUGUGAGACACGUGUGGGCAGGGUGGGCUGAUGCCCCACUAAGCCAGCGCGGAAAGGCGCAAGCCGAAGCUCUCGGCGCAUACUUUUCCCAAACCCUAUUCACCAAGAUCUAUGCCUCCCCCCUCAAGCGCGCUGCCACCACUGCAGCUUUUGUUCUUGCCGCCCAACCUGCUCCACAACCACCACACGACUUCACAAUCGAGUCUGUAAAGGAGCAAAACUUUGGCGUUGCAGAGGGGAAACCGUGGUGUUCUCCGGAUAACAGGAUUUCCAAAUCACUCUCAGAGUACAUGAGCGAGGGCAAGUACCCCACACCGCGUCCGGGUGAACGCUUCACGGAUGGUGAGUCCGAUGAAGAUUUAGCAGCGCGUGCGACGCAGGCUGUGGAUGAGGUGAUUAUGCCACACGUACGUAGUGCAGCGCGGGCUGGGCGUGCAGAGCAUAUCGCGCUCGUAAGCCAUGGGCUCUGCAUCGGAGCGCUCAUUUUCGCGUUGUUGAAAAGGGACUCCAGAAAUGUUACCCCUACACGUGAGUACACUGGGAUGCAGAACACAGCGUGGGCGAGAGUAGUUAUCAAAAUGCAGGACGUUGCAGAAGACACACCAAUAGACCUUACUGAUGAGGAUACCCUCCCUCUGAUCGUAACAAUGAUGGACUUCGGACGUGCGGAUCAUCUCGUCAAGCUUAAAUUCAACGCUGGCGGGACCGGCAAGAUUGCCUAUGACCCAAAGCAGCAGGACAUUAGAGCGUUCUUCAGCGGCGCGGCCAAGACUGUUGUCACCAAGCACUACGAGAGCGAUGCACGGAAUGGCAUCGAUGGGGAAACAAAGAACUGACCUAUUCACACCUCACACAACGAUGUCGCUAGCUGCCUGUAAUUUCAUGCCUCCGUGCGUAAUCAGCAAUAUAUUUAGACUCACCAUAAACGCAGAGGCUACGAACACAUACCUCGAUACACUAUUCAGAUUGGCGCCAACAGACGGACUUCAUUUGCGAGCUUUCAAAAAA